CUUGGCUUCAACGCCGGCCCGAAGACGCCCUCCUCCCUCCACAGUGAAAGCCACGGUGCCUCGGCCGUAACCACCACAGAUGCCACGCGGAGUGCCAUUGUGAACACCUAGGACCCAGCUGCCGUAGAUCGCGGCACCCUUUGCUGCUGUGGGGACAUGCAAAGAGGUAUCGGCGCAGGAAUCGCAAUCGAACUCGGACGACGCGGGGCCGAUGUCAUACUCAUAUACUCCGCUCCCAGCAGCGAACACUUAGCCCAAGGUAUCGCCGAGAGAAUCACCUCACUCCGUCACCAUCCCAUGGCCCUCUGCAUCCGCGGUGAUCUCGGCGACUGCCAGACCCCGAGUACCAUCGUAGAUACGGCUAUCAACUGGCUCCGAGCGAACGGGAAGGGGGAGAAGAUCCAUAUCCUCGUCAACAACGCAGGUGUGGAACUUGCAAAGUCCUUAGGCGACAUCACACCCAGGGAGUUCGCCUCGGUAUACGAUGUGAACGUCCGCGGGACGCUGCUCAUGACUCAGGCCGUCUUACCCUACCUGGCGACCAGUGGCCGCAUCAUCAAUCUCUCGUCGGUGGGCGCUCGGGCGUCGCUCGCAAACAAGAGGAAGAGCCAGAGGAAGAGCCAGAGGAGGUGGAAGAGGAGGAGGAACAGAAACAGGAAGAGAACGACGGAGAGUGCUUUGAACGAGACCCUCUUGGAUGUAACUCAUCGUGCCCACUUCCAGCGGGCCCCAAGCACGAUCACGCUAGUGAAUGGAUCCAUUCAAACCAUCUAGCAACCCUCCUCUGUUAUCUCACGUGCGCAUGGGUUAUUAAAGUGUUCCUUCUCGUCCUCAAAGAAGCGCCUCUGCUCCUCCUCCUUGCGGGCGACUUCAGUCUUCUCAGACACAUGGCGGCCGAGAGCCCCUUUGCGGCAGCUCUAGCUAUGUGUUCUUUGUAUCGUAGUUUCGCGUCCAUGACCACUCCCAGGAUCUUGGCGCUCGCUUUGGGCUUGACUGCUUCCCCUUUGAUCAUGAACGGGUGUGUCGCUAGUACUCGCGGCGUUUCGCGUGAAA
This is a messenger RNA of Ilyonectria robusta, 1053 nucleotides long. RefSeq lists its product as uncharacterized. The transcript is spliced from 2 exons. NCBI's taxonomy places the organism in Eukaryota, Fungi, Ascomycota, Sordariomycetes, Hypocreales, Nectriaceae. Bases 157 to 774 code for a protein of 205 amino acids. The record is from RefSeq and is a predicted model, not a curated record. Gene Ontology annotation, molecular function: oxidoreductase activity, acting on the CH-OH group of donors, NAD or NADP as acceptor.